Molecule: messenger RNA, 1865 nt
Organism: Cyprinodon variegatus (sheepshead minnow)
Lineage: Eukaryota; Metazoa; Chordata; Actinopteri; Cyprinodontiformes; Cyprinodontidae
Gene: esrra
Product: estrogen-related receptor alpha
Exons: 7
Coding region: 397-1698 (433 amino acids)
Biological process (GO): regulation of DNA-templated transcription
Cellular component (GO): nucleus
Molecular function (GO): DNA-binding transcription factor activity; nuclear steroid receptor activity; steroid binding
Source: RefSeq, a predicted model, not a curated record
AAUUCAGUUAUUUAUUUUUAUUUCUUCCGUAUGCUUCCUUACAAGAACAUCGAACAUAAAAAUGAUUUAGAAACAGCUACUGGAUCUAAUGUGUUCAGCCACAGCAGAUUCAUCCUCAUCACUGCAGCUUUUAGUGAAAUCCGAAUUGGCCCGGCCCAUGUGAACACGCAGCCGACACAAGCUAAGCUAGCAGAGGCUACCAGUCCGUCCACCCGGUGCCAUGAACGCGCUCAGCAGGCAGACUUAACCUCCAAGCACCGCAGUGGUCGCGACUGUACGGUAGGACGCAGACAUGUCUGUGGGCAGAGUGACAAAAAUAACCCGCGGUGGAAGAGAAGGAAACCGGACAGUCAGGAUUAACGCUAGCUGCUAGCCAGCUUAGUUAGCUAAGGCAUCAUGUCUUCCCGAGAACGUCGCUCUGAUGUCUACAUAAAGGCGGAACCUAGCAGCCCAGAAGGAGGCGGGGGAGGUCGGACCAGCCCCGGCGGGGCCUCCUCGGACUCCUCUCAGAGUGGAGGCGGGGGAACCCGAGGUGAUGGGGCCAAGCGUUACUCACCGCCCCUCUACACGCCGGCCCUUCGCUGCCAUUUCAAAGACGAGGGGGGCGAUGGGGCGGAGGAGGGCUCCACCGGAAACGGAGCGGGCCGAUGCAAGUACGCCCUGAGCACACUGCCCAAGAGGCUGUGUCUGGUGUGUGGGGAUGUGGCCUCGGGUUAUCAUUACGGCGUGGCGUCAUGCGAGGCCUGCAAAGCCUUCUUUAAGAGAACCAUUCAAGGUAAUAUUGAAUACAGCUGCCCCGCAUCAAAUGAGUGUGAGAUCACCAAAAGGCGAAGAAAAGCCUGCCAGGCAUGCCGCUUCACUAAGUGCCUCAAAGUAGGCAUGCUGAAAGAGGGAGUACGUCUCGACAGAGUCAGAGGUGGGAGGCAGAAGUACAAGAGGCGCCCGGAGGUGGAGAACGCAACGUAUCAGAGCGCCCCUCUGUCUCUGACUAAGGAGAGCGAAAAAGGUUCUUCCAACAUCAUUGUGUCUCAUCUUUUAGUGGCAGAGCCUGAAAAGUUGUUUGCGAUGCCAGAUCCUCUGCAGCCUGACACGGCCCAGCGUACGCUUACCACCCUUUGUGACCUCGCUGAUCGGGAGCUGGUUGUGAUCAUCGGCUGGGCCAAACACAUUCCUGGCUUCCUGUCUCUGUCUCUAGCAGACCAGAUGUCUGUGCUGCAGUCUGUCUGGCUGGAGGUGCUAGUGCUGGGCGUAGCUUACCGCUCCAUUGGCUGCGAGGACGAGGUGGUUUUCGCUGAGGAUUUUGUCCUGGAUGAGGAAAUGUCGCGUGUUGCUGGAUUGACCGAGCUAAACGCCGCUAUUAGCCAACUUGCGCGGCGUUUCCGUGCACUAAAUGUGGACCGGGAGGAGUUUGUCAUGCUAAAAGCCAUCGCUCUAACAAACUCAGACUCUGUUUACAUCGAGGACAUGGAGGCUGUGCAGAAGCUCCGGGACCUCCUCCACCAGGGCUUGUUGGAGCUCGAGUGUCAGCGGCGCCCGGAAGACCCCCAGCGGGCAGGACGCCUCCUCCUCACGUUGCCUCUCCUCCGACAGACCGCCGGCCGGGCUCUGACCACCUUCUACAGCAUCAAGACCCGUGGUGGCGUUCCCAUGCACAAACUAUUCCUGGAGAUGCUGGAGGCCAUGAUGGACUCCCCUUAGAGGAUGGAGCGAAAGACAUCAAGAUAGGAAAGAAAAAAGAACAGAGCUGGUCCACAAGAGGGGACUAGCGAUUUAUGGGGAAAAAAAGGAACGUUUUAAUUAGAAGUAAUAAUGAGGGAUUUAUGCUUCUUAUUUUAAGCUGUGUAAAGGAGGAGAGUAUUUGAAAA